AUGCCGCAUUUGGAAGUGAAUGUAGGCCCGGAUCGAUUUCAUAUGGAGCCUUGUAGACUCAAUGACUCGAGGCACCCGCAUGAAAUAGAUACGGAACACUUUUGUGGUCGCGUGCUGGUCCGCAUUUUGGAUGCACCAGGCGCGAAAGAAGGGGAGCCGGGUCGGGAAUACUUUAACGAUCGCACCCGUCGUUUUUGCAUCCAGAUUGAGGGACGCUUUAAGCAAGAAUGGUCUGGUGACGAUAUCUUGUUUGGUUCUGACUUUGACAAAUUCGUCCCGUUCCCAAGGGCUCCCUUCAAUGCCGGUAUGCGUGUGGCAAGAAUGAUCGAUCCUUGUACAUUUUACGAGGAGCACCCACCAUCAGGUCGUCCGUAUAUCAUGUCGCCCUAUGCUGCAUGCAUGAAUGUAUUUUGUGCAUGGCCGGCUCCACACCGUCUAGAUGACGCUAUCGUGGUGUCGCAUGAUCACGGCGAUAUGCCUAGUUCGGCCGCAGAACACCAAAACGACGGAGGCAUUGUGCCGAUUGAACGUAUCGGCCAUGAGCCUCGUUCAGAAGUCACCGAAAAACGAUCGUCUAAAUGGCUCCCCACUAUUUUAAGUUCUCAUAAAGAUGAUCGAGUCACUGACUCUUACUGGCGCUUUCUCGGCUUCAAAGACGACCCUCUUGUUCAGGCCUAUAUCCAUGCUCACUUACCGGUAGCAUCGACAAAUUCUCCUGCCGCAACGACAAACACGGCGGUAUUGCAUGCACCCACUCCGACGCCUUCGCUGAUGCGGCCUUCGCCCGUCGUAGCAUGUCCAAGGCCACGCAAGCUGCAACAAGGUAUUAAUACAAGUACAAUGAUCGCGCUUGGCUCUAGCAACAAGCCACAUAUGACUCUAAUGCGCGGGCACAUUGACAGAUCAGACACACCAGACUUGCCUGUCUUCCUUUCGUCCAACUUGGUGUUGUCGAAGCACGACACUCAUGGAUCGCCUGGCAUGAUCCAGACACCCGUUCCGCGACCUGUCAACACCAAUGCUACUGUAAAGAUGCUCCAGCAAAUGCGCGUGACGCCAAGUCCUGCCAGCUCGUUGGGCUCAGUUCUGUCUCUGGACGACAAGCUGGGGCCAUGGCGCUUUAAGGAUCCUGGCGCCGAUAUGAUCGAAGACAAUGCCUUUAUAUUCAAGACGGAGAGUGUGCCUGUCUCCAAACGCCGUAAAUACUUUGCAGAUGAGGCAAACCGAAAAAAUUUCAAAUAUCAUCCGGAUGUUGUGUAUGGUACAUCCUUCUUUUCCAAUCUCUUUGACUUCAACAGCUUUGACCUCAGCAUUGGUCCGGUACAUAUCAAUGUUCAUCCCUUUUUCCGUGAGAUGCCUAUUCGCUAUACGUUGCGAUCAAAGACCGAUGAAAACAUCGUGUUCUGUACAGUGUCAUUUCAGCUAGUCGACUAA
Messenger RNA from Malassezia restricta, 1434 nucleotides. Its product is annotated as protein of unknown function (DUF1769). Bases 1 to 1434 code for a protein of 477 amino acids. The record is from RefSeq and is a predicted model, not a curated record. The transcript has a single exon. NCBI's taxonomy places the organism in Eukaryota, Fungi, Basidiomycota, Malasseziomycetes, Malasseziales, Malasseziaceae.